Molecule: messenger RNA, 747 nt
Organism: Fusarium poae
Lineage: Eukaryota; Fungi; Ascomycota; Sordariomycetes; Hypocreales; Nectriaceae
Exons: 2
Coding region: 1-747 (248 amino acids)
Source: RefSeq, a predicted model, not a curated record
AUGUCGCUUCAAGGAAAAGUCUACGCAAUAACCGGUGGUGCAAGUGGUAUUGGCUUCGCAACUGCCAAAGUCCUUGCACAGCGCGGGGCAACCGUGACCAUUGCCGACGUUGACGUCGCUGCCAUGUCAAGCGCUACGGCAUACUUCAAGGAACAAGGUGCUGUCGCAACGGUUUCUCGAGUCGAUGUCUCCCAGAGGUCCGAAGUAGAAAGCUGGCUGGAUGACACUGUUGCGAAAUAUGGGAGACUCGAUGGCGCAGCCAACGUGGCUGGUAUAAUUGGCAAGCACCAUGGUCUUCGGGCUGUGGCAGAUCUAGAAGACGAGGAGUGGCACAAGAUCAUUGCCGUUAACCUGACAGGAACAAUGUACUGCCUGAGAGCGCAGCUUAACAGAAUAGUCGAUGGGGGAUCUAUCGUCAACGUGGCAUCCAUUCAUGGAUUCGCUAAACAUGGUGCUUAUGACGCCAGCAAACACGGCAUAGUUGGCUUGACAAAGGCCGCGGCAAAAGAAAACGGCCACCGCGAGGUGAGAGUCAAUGCUGUUGCUCCAGGCGCCAUCUACACGCCCUUGAUGAAGAAAGCAUGGAAUAUCCACAACCGGGCAGACAACGCCGAGUUUGACGAACCAACAGCUUUUCAACGUCAAGGCACGCCGGAAGAGUGUGCCAAUGUGAUAGCCUUCCUGCUUGGACCCGAAAGCACUUUUGUGAGUGGAAGCGUUUAUGAGGUGGACGGAGCUUGGAUAUAA